CCGUCACAAGGCCCCGCAGCGUCUCCGGAGCCGCAGGCGCAGGCCCAGCCGAGCCGGCCGCCGAGCGGGUGCGGGUGUGGGUGCGGGCGCAGCGGCCAUCGACCGCGCGGUCGCGCACCGGACACCGUGCGCACCGUUCCGGAGGCGCCCCGCGAGUGGGGGAGACCACAGAAUCUGAGGCCAUGCCCCAUGAAAAGAGUUUCUUGGUGUCUGGGGACAGCUAUCCUCCCCCCAACCCUGGAUAUCCUGGGGGACCCCAGCCAUCCAUGCCUCCCUACCCUGGAGCCCCUUACCCACAAGCCCCCUUUCAGCCUUCUCCAUAUGGCCAGCCAGGGUACCCCCAGGGCCCCAGCUCCUACCCCCAAGGUGGCUACCCGCAGGGCCCCUACCCCCAAGGGGGCUACCCCCAGGGCCCUUACCCUCAAGGGGGCUACCCUCAGGGGCCAUAUCCACAGAGCCCCUUUCCCCCCAACCCCUAUGGACAACCACAGGCCUUCCCGGUACCGGACCCUGGCUCACCUCAGCAUGGAAACUACCAUGAAGAGGGCCCCCCAUCCUACUACGACAACCAGGACUUCCCCGCCACCAACUGGGACGACAAGAGCAUCCGCCAGGCCUUCAUCCGGAAGGUGUUCCUGGUGCUGACCCUGCAGCUGUCUGUGACGCUGUCCACUGUGGCUGUGUUCACCUUCGUCGGGAAGGUGAAGGGCUUCGUCCGGGAGAACGUGUGGACCUACUAUGUGUCCUAUGCUGUCUUCUUCGUCUCCCUCAUCGUCCUCAGCUGCUGUGGAGACUUCCGGCGCAAGCAUCCCUGGAACCUUGUUGCCCUGUCGAUCCUGACCAUCAGCCUGUCCUACAUGGUGGGCAUGAUCGCCAGCUUCUACAACACUGAGGCAGUCAUCAUGGCCGUGGGCAUCACGACGACGGUCUGCUUCACGGUGGUCAUCUUCUCCAUGCAGACCCGCUACGACUUCACGUCGUGCAUGGGCGUGCUGCUGGUGAGCCUGGUGGUGCUGGUCGCCUUCGCCAUCCUCUGCAUCUUCAUCCGCAACCGCAUCCUGGAGAUCGUGUACGCCUCGCUGGGCGCCCUGCUCUUCACCUGUUUCCUGGCUGUGGACACCCAGCUGCUGCUGGGGAACAAGCAGCUGUCCCUGAGCCCCGAGGAGUACGUGUUCGCCGCGCUGAACCUCUACACCGACAUCAUCAACAUCUUCCUCUACAUCCUCACCAUCAUCGGCCGCGCCAAGGAGUAGCCGGAGCUCGGGGCCCCACUCAGGCGGCGUGGUGGGCCUGGGUCCUGGCCCUGACGGGGCAGCGCCGUCACACCUCCCCUCGCGCCCCCGCCUCCUGCCGGCCACAGCCCAGGACCGUGGGACCCCCCUCCGACCCUCCCAUGUGUAACUGCAGAUUCUCCUGUGUGGACCUGCCGUGGCCAGCAUGGCCCCUUCUCGCCCUCCGGCCCCGCCCAGGGCAGUGGGGCCCGGUUCCCAGGCCGCCACCUGCUCACUCACUCACUGUUGCAUGAGCCGUCUGCCAGCCCGCCCCAGGGUCCGGGGGCCACACCAGGUCUUGGGGAGAGGGUGCGAGCCAAGGGGUGAGGGUGCACGUCUCCCUUCCCGUUCCAGCACCCCCCCAAGCCUGGCCUAGGGUUCCCCUUCCCCUACCCCUCCCCCACCCUGGAGCGCUGCCCUCUGGGGGCCCUGAGGACUGAGGGCCUUGUCCCCCCCGCGGAGCCCUGAGGGCAGAGAAGAUGAGGCUAUUUCAGGGGGAGGGAGGCCUUCCUCUGUCUUGCUGUCUUUAAAAUUCCAAUAAAUGGGCCCUUGUGCUCUCCACGUUGUGA
Molecule: messenger RNA, 1840 nt
Organism: Mustela lutreola (European mink)
Lineage: Eukaryota; Metazoa; Chordata; Mammalia; Carnivora; Mustelidae
Gene: GRINA
Product: glutamate ionotropic receptor NMDA type subunit associated protein 1
Exons: 7
Coding region: 183-1253 (356 amino acids)
Biological process (GO): negative regulation of apoptotic signaling pathway
Cellular component (GO): endoplasmic reticulum; membrane; Golgi apparatus
Source: RefSeq, a predicted model, not a curated record